This is a messenger RNA of Brassica napus (rape), 703 nucleotides long. Its product is annotated as RNA polymerase sigma factor sigF, chloroplastic-like. Gene Ontology annotation, molecular function: DNA-binding transcription factor activity. Gene Ontology annotation, biological process: regulation of DNA-templated transcription; DNA-templated transcription initiation. The coding region runs from base 112 to 474 and encodes 120 amino acids. The transcript has 2 exons. Lineage: Eukaryota; Viridiplantae; Streptophyta; Magnoliopsida; Brassicales; Brassicaceae. The record is from RefSeq and is a predicted model, not a curated record.
AGGCAAAGUAUCAUAAGCCAGAAAAACGUGCAUCCAGGAAGGAAACUACCGUCCUAGUAAAGAGCAACUCGCUAGCCACGUUGGUGUCCAACAGAGAAGCUGGAUAAGCUUAUGUACAAUACAAGAACACCUCUUUCAAUGCAACAGCCCAUUUGGUCUGAUCAGGACACCACUUUUCAGGAAGUAACACCAGACAGUGGGAUUGAAACACCAGCAAUGAGCGUGGGGAAACAGAUAAUGAGGAACCAUGUAAGGAAUCUUUUCAGCGUACUGAGUCUGAGUCCAAAGGAGAGAAGGAUCAUCAAGCUGAGAUUUGGGAUUGGUGGUGGGAAACAGAGAUCGUUGUCGGAGAUAGGAGAAAUUUAUGGACUGUCUAAGGAGAGGGUAAGGCAGCUAGAGAGCAGGGCAUUGUACAAGCUUAAGCAGAACAUGAACAGCCAUGGACUCAGUGCUUAUGCUGAUUUUCUUGUCUAGCUCAUGGAGACUAUAGUUUUUUUCUUCUAUUAAUAACAAUAUGGUGUGUGUGUACAAAAUAAUAUACUCAAUAAUAUAUACCUUUGAUGAUAGUGUUUUCUUGGAUAAGAGUUGUAUCCAAGAUCCACUUUCAUGGUUACAUUGAUUUUUUAAUGAUUUUAAAAAUUCAAUGAAUUGUGAUAAUGCUUGUUUAAAUUAUAUAAACUGGAGCUGCUUUAUAAUUUACUAA